Aedes albopictus (Asian tiger mosquito) is the source of this 15077-nucleotide messenger RNA. RefSeq lists its product as uncharacterized. The transcript is spliced from 2 exons. The record is from RefSeq and is a predicted model, not a curated record. NCBI's taxonomy places the organism in Eukaryota, Metazoa, Arthropoda, Insecta, Diptera, Culicidae. The coding region runs from base 4211 to 9529 and encodes 1772 amino acids. Gene Ontology annotation, molecular function: nucleic acid binding.
UGAUCGUUUAGUCUGAUGACGGCAUGCACGAGAAUGGAAGCGAUGACAAUGAUGAUGAUACAUACGAAGCGACGACGAAAAGAGAAGCGAAGCCGAGCCAGACCGAACCGAAGCAAGUGCGAUGGAUUGAAAGGAGGGCAGUUUUGAAGGUGCGUCGCUUUGAUGAUCCUAAAGGUGCACUGAAAUAAACUAAGAACUUAUUUUUGAAUGAUUAGUAGAAUGAUAUAGAUCGUGUGGAUAUUUACAAAACCUAUUUCUUUUUUUUUCUUACAUACCAAUUACCAUUACUACAUCCUUUCCCUCUCGUACUCUAAUUUAGCAACAUGGAUGAAAAAGUUGGAUCAAACUUAUCUGGCUCCCAAAGUGUCAUUUAAACCAGGCUUUAAACAAAACAAAAAAACACACUUUCAAUCUAAUUUACACGUUCUCAAAUAAAACUCUUCAUAACGAAUAGACAUGAUGUUAUUUUAUUCUUACAGUUUGAUUCACCUGGAUCAAAAUUCAUCUUCCAGACUCCACAAUUUCGCGAGAGCUCGAAGAAAAGUGACAUCGCUUCAAUCAGAUCCACUCGAAGCAAAACUCAUCUUUCAGAAACAUCUCAUGCUAUCUUUCAUGCAUAUCCAGUGUCAUCUCUCAGACACAUCUUAUGCCAUCUUUCAGACACAUUCCAUGCCAUCUUUCAGGCAUAUCUAGUGCCAUCUUUCAAACACAUCUCAUGCCAUCUUUCAGGCAUAUCUAGUGCCAUCUUUCAGACACAUCUCAUGCCAUCUUUCAGGCAUAUCCAGUGUCAUCUUUCAGACACACCUCAUGCCAUCUUUCAGGCAUAUCUAGUGCCAUCUUUCAGACACAUAUCAUGCCAUUUUUCAGGCAUAACAGAUUCAUUCAUUCACAAUCGCCGAUCUCAAAACUUUCUUGGAUUGAGGUUUUCAAGCUCAAUGCUUCCAACAAAGUGUCAAAACCAGGAAAUAUUCAAUUGUUUCAUUCAGAAAUUCUUGCAACAGAUUUAUUUAUUCUCAAUCUCCGAUCUCAAAACUUUCUUGGAUUGAGGUUUUCAAGCGCAAUGCUUCCAACAAAGUGUAAAAACCAGGAAAUAUUCAAUUGUUUCAUUCAGAAUUCCUUGCUGCAGAUUCAUUCAUUCACAAUCUCCGAUCUCAAAACUUUCUUGGAUUGAGGUUUUCUAGUUUUCUAGAGGCAUACCUAGUGCCAUCUUUCAGACACGUUUCAUGCCAUCUUUCAGGCAUAUCUAGUGUCAUCUUUCAGACACAUCUUAUGCCAUAUUUCAGGCACAUCUAGUGCCAUCUUUCAGACAUAUCCAGUGUCAUCUUUCAGACACAUUUCAUGCCAUCUUUCAGGCAUAUCUAGUGCCAUCUUUCAGACACAUCUUAUGCCAUCUUUCAGGCAUAUCUAGUGUCAUCUUUCAGACACAUCUCAUGCCAUCUUUCAGGCAUAUCAAGUGUCAUCUUUAAGACACACUACAUGCCAUCUUUCAGGCAUAUCUAGUGCCAUCUUUCAGACAAAUCGUAUGCCAUCUUUCAGGCAUAUCUAGAGCCAUCUUUCAGACACAUCUUAUGCCAUCUUUCAGGCAUAUCUAGUGCCAUCUUUCAGACACAUCUUAUGCCAUCUUUCAGGCAUAUCUAGUGCCAUCUUUCAGACACAUCUCAUGCCGUCUUUCAGGCAUAGCGAGUGUCAUCUUUCAGACACAUCUCAUGCCAUCUUUCAGGCAUAUCCAGUGUCAUCUUUCAGACACACCUCAUGCCAUCUUUCAGGCAUAUCUAGUGCCAUCUUUCAGACACAUCUUAUGCCAUAUUUCAGGCAUAUCCAGUGUCAUCUUUCCGACACACCUCAUGCAAUCUUUCAGGCAUAUCUAGUGCCAUCUUUCAGACACAUCUCAUGCCAUCUUUCAGGCAUAUCUAGUGUCAUCUUUCAGACACACCUCAUGCCAUCUUUCAGGCAUAUCUAGUGCCAUCUUUCAGACAAAUCGUAUGCCAUCUUUCAGGCAUAACAGAUUCAUUCAUUCACAAUCUCCGAUCUCAAAACUUUCUUGGAUUGAGGUUUUCAAGCUCAAUGCUUCCAAUAAAGUGUCAAAACCAGGAAACAUUCUAUUGUUUCAUUCAGAAUUCCUUGCCGCAGAUUCAUUCAUUCACAAUCUCCGAUCUCAAAACUUUCUUGGGUUGAGGUUUUCAAGCUCAAUGCUUCCAAUAAAGUGUCAAAAACAGAAAAUAUUCAAUUGUUUCAUUCAGAAUUUCUUGCCACAGAUUUAUUCAUUCGCAAUCUCCGAUCUCAAAACUUUCUUGGAUUGAGGUUUUCAAGCUCAAUGCCUCCAAUAAAGUAUCAAAACCAGGAAAUAUUCAAUUGUUUCAUUCAGAAUUCAUGCCACAGAUUUAUUCAUUCUCAAUCUCCGAUCUCAAAACUUUAUUGGAUUGAGGUUUUUAAGCUCAAUGCUUCCAACAAAGUGUCAAAACCAGGAAGUAUUCCAUUGUUUCAUUCAGAAUUCCUUGCCAAAGAUUCAUUCAUUCACAAUCUCCGAUCUCAAAACUUUCAUGGAUUGAGAUUUUUUAGUUCAAUGCUUCCAAUAAAGUGUCAAAACAGAAAAUAUUCAAUUGUUUCAUUCAUAAUUUCUUGCCACAGAUUUAUUCAUUCUCAAUCUCCGAUCUCAAAACUUUCUUGGAUUGAGGUUUUCAGGCUCAAUGCUUCCAACAAAGUGUCAAAACCAGGAAAUAUUCCAUUGUUUCAUUCAGAAUUCCUUGCCAAAGAUUCAUUCAUUCACAAUCUCCGAUCUCAAAACUUUCUUGGACUGAGGUUUUCAAGCUUAAUGCUUCCAAUAAAGUGUCAAAACCAGGAAACAUUCCAUUGUUUCAUUCAGAAUUCCUUGCCAAAGAUUCAUUCAUUCACAAUCUCCGAUCUCAAAACUUUCAUGGAUUGAGGUUUUUUAGCUCAAUGCUUCCAAUAAUGUGUCAAAAACAGAAAAUAUUUAAUUGUUUCAUUCAGAAUUUCUUGCCACAGAUUUAUUCAUACUCAAUCUCCGAUCUCAAAACUUUCUUGGAUUAAGGUUUUCAAGCUCAAUGCUUCCAAUAAAGUGUCAAAACCAGGAAACAUUCCAUUGUUUCAUUCAGAAUUCCUUGCCAAAGAUUCAUUCAUUCACAAUCUCCGAUCUCAAAACUUUCAUUAAUUGAGGUUUUUUAGCUCAAUGCUUCCAAUAAAGUGUCAAAACAGAAAAUAUUCAAUUGUUUCAUUCAGAAUUUCUUGCCACAGAUUUAUUCAUUCUCAAUCUCCGAUCUCAACACUUUCUUGGAUUGAGGUUUUCAAGCUCAAUGCUUCCAACAAAGUGUCAAAACCAGGAAAUAUUCCAUUGUUUCAUUCAGAAUUCCUUGCUAAAGAUUCAUUCAUUCUCAAUCUCCGAUCUCAAAACUUUCUUGGACUGAGGUUUUCAAGCUCAAUGCUUCCAAUAAAGUGUCAAAACCAGGAAACAUUCCAUUGUUUCAUUCAGAAUUCCUUGCCGCAGAUUCAUUCAUUCACAAUCACCGAUCUCAAAACUUUCUUGGAUUGAGGUUUUUUAGCUCAAUGCUUCCAAUAAAGUGUGUUACACUAAAAUAGAAACGAAUAUUUGAUUAUUUGAAUUUAAAGCAAGUAUAUUUCAGUGUAAACGCAAAAUGUAAAAUGAUUAUUUUUCCGUGUAUGCGAUAGGAGUUGGUUGUGGAGAGUUUGAGGAGAUUUGGCUCAGCGCGAGCGGAAACAGAUAGGAAAGAGAUAGAAGAGUAGGAAGAAGGAAAAUUCAAAAAGUAAUAAAAACGCGCCGUGUUCAGACGUGUUUCAGUUUGCUAAAUAAAUUUCGUUUUAAUUAAUACAGUCCACUUGCUUUCCCAUCUUGAGUAUCCGAAGAACAUUUUGGUCCGAUCGUGCCGGAUGUCGGAUUAGUGGAUGGAAGCAUUUUAGAUUCUCGGUUCGUGCGCGGAACGAGAAAGAAUCGACGCGAGUUUCGGUUGUUGCGACGGUCGGAAAUCGCGAAGUGAAUUCGGUUGCAUGCGUUGCAUCGGAUAGUUCCGGACACUGCGGUUUACGGAAAGUGAAAGUGACCGGUUGAGCGGCAGAUGGAAGAAUCCGGGGACUUGCGAGUUCCGGACAAGUGCUGUUACUACCCGGAAAUUUGAACAGAAAACAGUGGAGGUCAAACCUCAAAGAAGAAAACGAAUAAGAAGAACCAUUUUGGGUGAUGUUUUUGCGGUCUGGUAAAGUGAAGAAAGUGUUGUUUCCGUCGUCGCCAUUUUUAACUCCGACCGGCGAUUUGAGUGUGGUUCGUAGUGUGCGUGAGCAAAAGGACGAAGCUGAAAAUCGCCUGAAAGAAAAGAAGAUGGCGGAAAGUGUGCAAGCAUUGGAGCAGUGUUGCAGUGCGGCUCGGUCGAAAGUGGAGCGGAUCAGGUCGGCCAUUUUGAAUGCUGAUCAGGAUCCCGAAAAGUUCACCCACCAUGGCUUGAAGCUCUACAUGAAGACUGUCGAUGCUGCCUAUGAGGAGUACAACAAUUUCCAGAACCGUAUCUACCUCGCCGACCCUCUUAGGAGAGAAGAAUUCGAACCGAAGUUUAUUGAGUUCGAAGAGCUUUACGAGUUCGUUCGGGUCGCGUUGAGCGAAAUGAUCCAGCACUACGUAGACAUCGAAAAGGCGAUAGCGGAUGAAGCAGCUCUGGAUCGUGAGAAGCAGCUUCUCGCUAUGAAGUUUUCUGGAAAUGCUGUAGCAGUGGGUGAGCGUGGCGGGAAUAGUGGCGUGCAGGAAAGCAUUGUGCCGUACUGCAUGCCGCCGUCCCUGCUGUUGCAGCAAACACCGUUGCCGACGUUUGACGGCCGGUAUGAGCACUGGCACAAAUUCAAGGCCCGAUUCUGUGAUAUUGUGGACCGGUGCACACAGGAUUCUCCAGCUACGAAGCUCCAUUAUUUGGAUAAGGCGUUAGUCGGAGAGGCGAAAGGAGCAAUUGAUGAACAGACACUCAACGACAACAACUACGAUGGCGCCUGGAGGAUUCUGGUAGAACGCUAUGAGAACCUCCCGAUGGUGAUUCACGGCCACGUCACGAGGUUGCUGAACAUGAAGCCGAUGGCCAAGGAGUCGUCAGCAGAACUGCGAACGUUGGUUGACGACUGCACGAAACGCGUGGAAUCCUUGGAGUUCCACAAACUGAAGAUGGAUAAGAUGUCCGAAGCUAUUGUGAUCACGUUGCUGGCGUCGAAGCUUGAUCCGAGUACCCGCCGAAGCUGGGAGGCAUCUGUUGAGCAUGGUAAGUUACCAGUGUAUAAAGAUACGAUCGCAUUCCUGCGUAAACACUCUCACGUCUUGGAGAGGUGUGAGCAGAACGUCACGGCAGUCAAGAACAAGGUCGUGUCGAUAAGAAGUCAGCCGUCUACAGUCACUAGUAAGACGCACACUGUGACGGUUUCGAAGGCGAAUGAUGGAUGCCCCCUGUGCGGAUCUGCCCAUCCGGUGGAUACAUGUGGAGCGUUCAAAAGGAUGAAUGUUGACGAGCGGUACACGAAGGCGAAGCAGCUGGGAUUAUGCUUCAGCUGUCUGCAGCGAGGGCAUCGAACCGCUGCGUGCAAGCACAGCAAAACGUGUCCAUCAUGUACGAAGAAACAUCAUGCGUUGAUGCAUCCGGAAGAGAAGAAGCCUGUAGCAGCUGAGAGCCCGCGGCCACCUGCGGCAGUGCAGGAGAAUUCCAAUCAGCCGAUGACCGCGGCGAAGUGUACGAUUCCAGUCGUGCAGACGAAACAAGUUCUUUUGGCGACCGCUGUGGUGAUGGCGUACGAUUCCAACGGUGAGGCGCACAAAUGCCGUGUGUUACUUGACUCCGGAGCGAUGGCGAACUUCAUGUCAACCAGAAUGGCAGAGUUACUGCGAUUGCGGAAGGAGAGUGCCAAUGUCCCGAUCGACGGCGUAAACGGGAUGAAGUCCAUCGUGAAGCAUAACGUGAGUGCUAAAAUGGUAUCCAGAACAACCGGUUUUGAAUCAUCGUUGGAUUAUCUGGUUGUCCCCCGCGUGACCGGUGCAUUGCCGGCAACGAAGAUCGACCCGCACAGCUGGCAGAUUCCAGAGUCGGUACAGCUGGCCGACCCGAACUUCUACGAACCUGGUCGCAUUGACAUGCUUGUCGGUGCGGAAUUAUUUUUCGAUGUGCUGCAAGAAGGUAAGAUCAAAUUGUCUCAUAAUCUGCCAUUAUUGCAAGAGAGUCAACUGGGCUGGCUCGUUUCCGGACCGGUGGCCGAUACUGCGCCGAUCGGUACUGUGAAAGUGUGUCAAACUGGCACAUCGGAGGCAACUGAUGAACAACUGUGUCAACUACUUCGGCGGUUUUGGACCAUCGACGAGCUUGGAGGUGAUACAUCCCCUGAUCCAGACGAUAAGUGUGAGCUGAGCUUCCAGGAGACUCACAGCAGAAACAAGGAUGGCCGGUACGUGGUGAUGCUACCAUUUCGUGAAAACGUUGGCGAGCUCGGUGAAUCCCGGAAGCAAGCGAUGCGGCGAUUUGUUGCACUUGAGAGCCGUCUAGAAAGGCAGCCAGAGUUGAAGCAGGCGUAUGUUGAGUUCAUCAACGAGUACCUAGCGUUGGGUCACUGCCGAGUGGUCACAAGCGCCGAAUGUGAGAAGAACGAUUUUGCUCAUUAUCUGCCACACCAUUGCGUGAUAAAGCCGGACAGUUCUACGACCAAGCUGAGAGUGGUGUUCGAUGCGUCGGCGAAGAGCAGCACAGAUCUGUCUUUGAACGAUGUGAUGGAGAUUGGUCCCACAGUGCAGGAUUCACUCUUCAACGUGAUUUUGAGAUUUCGCUUGCACAAGUACGUCUUCACCGCCGACAUCCCGAAAAUGUAUCGGCAGGUGAUGGUUCACGAGUCUCACCGGAAGUACCAACGGAUUCUGUGGAGAGAGAAUAAGGAUCAGACAGUGAAGGAGUUGGAGCUGAAUACGGUUACUUACGGUACAGCAGCGGCGCCUUUCCUGGCGACACGGUCCAUCGUUCAACUGGCUAAAGAUGAGCAGGAGGACUUUCCGGAGGCGAGCGAGGCUGUUGUGAAGUGCUUCUACGUUGAUGACGUGAUGACUGGGGCUGAUACCCUGAGCGGUGCUAGGCAGCUUCAGAAAAACUUGAUCACACUCCUGGCCAGGGGUGGAUUCCAGCUCCAUAAAUGGUGCGCCAAUGAUGAAGCAUUGCUCGAAGACAUCCCUAUUGACGCCAGGGAGAAGCAGCUGAACUUCGAGGACAGUGAUAUCAACGGAGUCAUCAAAACGCUUGGUGUCCUGUGGGAUCCCUCUAGUGAUGAUUUCCUGUUCCACGUGAAACCAAUCGGUGAGGGUUCCGAAAUACCCACGAAGCGAAUGGUGCUGUCGGACAUGUCAAAGCUGUUCGAUCCUCAUGGCCUACUAGCACCGAUCAUACUCAUUGCCAAACUCGUGAUGCAACAACUGUGGCAGCAGAACGUGGAAUGGGAUGAAGCGAUUCCGAAGGAGCAACUACGAACGUGGAACCGGUUCAGGUCCGAGCUUUCGUCUUUGAAUUCUCUGCGGAUCAACCGGCGGAUUACUGUUGAUGAUGCGGUUACUGUCGAGCUGCAUGGAUUUGCUGACGCCUCCAAGGUGGCGUAUGGGUGUUGCAUAUACCUGAGAAGUGUGAAGAGUGAUGGGGUUGCCGAGAUGCGAUUGAUUUGUGGCAAGUCACGGGUUGCCCCAAUGAAGGAGAUUCAACGAGACAUCAAGUUGGACGCCACACCUGAUGAGAUGACGAUCCCGCGGCUGGAGCUGUGUGCUGCAUUGCUGUUAGCGGAACAAGUGGAAAAAGUGCGCGAAACCUUGGCAUUAACAACCGCAAAGGUGGUGCUUUGGUCGGACUCUAAAAUAGUGUUGAACUGGUUGAAACAAAUGAAGACAAACACUCCAGUGUUCGUACAAAACUGCGUAGUGAAAAUUAGAAAACUUUUCGCCUCCCACAUGUGGCACUAUAUAUCGACACAACAUAACCCUGCAGAUUUGGUGUCACGUGGGGUCUUCCCAGAAGAUCUGAUGCGUUGUGAAGAAUGGUGGAGUGGCCCAAGUGUAAUUCCUGUUGUAGCAGAGAAUGAAGGCGAACCGGUGGAAUCCGAAGAUUACUCCCACCAAAUUGUGGCGGCUGUCGUACCGGCUGCUCUGAAGAAACAACUUGACCCGUACGACGUGAUCCUGAAGUACAGCAGCUAUCGCAAGUUGCAGCGUAUUUUCGGUUACGUGACUCGUUUCAUUCACAACUGCCGAUCGAAGCAAGACACGACGAAGCGCAGAACGGGUGUGCUCAACAGCGAGGACCACAACGAAGCACAGAAGGCGAUGGUGACCAUUAUCCAGCAGGUGGUCUACAAGGACGAAAUCGGUUGCAUCCAGACGAAGCAAUCAAUCAAGGGAAAAUUGCGCAACUUGAACCCGAUCUACGACGACGACGAAAGACUGCUGCGAGUCGGCGGUCGCAUAAGAAACUCGGAUCUACCCAAGGACCAGAAGCACCCGAUGAUUUUGCCGGAGAACAACCAUUUCACCGAGGUGCUAGUUGAAGCGUUACACCGAGAGCAUCUUCAUGUUGGCUUGAAUGGACUCCUCGCAGUGGUAAGACAGAAAUUCUGGCCAGUGAACGCGAAACGAACCAUUCAUCGGAUUUUGAAAAGAUGUGUAAUAUGUUUUCGAACGAAACCCAGAGAUGUGCAGCAGUACAUGGGUGACCUCCCGAGUUGUCGAGUCACGGCGGCUCAACCCUUUGCCAGGACCGGGAUUGAUUACGCUGGUCCAUUCUUCAUCAAGGUUGGCCGAAUGAAAGCGAAGGUGAAGGUGUACGUGUCCCUGGUCGUAUGUAUGACGACCAAAUCCAUACACCUCGAACUGGUGAACGAGUUCUGCCAACCGAGGGGAAUUAAGUGGAGCUUCAAUCCGCCCAAGGCGCCGCACCAAGGUGGCAUUUGGGAGGCCAACGUGAAAUGUAUGAAGUAUCAUCUGUGCAAGACCCUUAACGAAAGCUACCUGACCUACGAGGAGUUGAACACGUUGCUGAUCCAAAUUGAAGGGAUAUUGAAUUCAAGGCCUCUGGUGCAGUUAACGGACGAUCCUUUCGACUAUGAAGCAUUGAGUCCUGGACACUUCUUGGUUGGACGAGAGUUGACGGCGGUUGCAGAACCGUUGUACGGUGACUUGAAGGAGUCGAGCUUGUCACGGUACCAGCUGGUACAAAAACGGAUGCAGCAUUUUUGGCAGCGGUGGUCCAACGAAUACGUAACCGGACUACAGAAACGCGGCAAGUGGUACAAGGAUCCCACGAAACUGCGGAACGGAUUGCUUGUUAUCAUGAAGGAAGACAACAUGCCACCUAAAACAUGGAAGCUGGGUCGCAUAGUUGAGACACAUCCAGGUAAGGACGGGGUUGUACGUGUGGUCACAAUCCGCACGAGCAACAGCAUCUACAAGCGGCCGACGACCCAGAUCGCUGUCCUUCCAAUUGAUGACUGCACGGAUCAAGCGGAGUCCAAGGAGUAGUGAGACCUUCGCCUCACCCGGGGGAGUAUGUUACACUAAAAUAGAAACGAAUAUUUGAUUAUUUGAAUUUAAAGCAAGUAUAUUUCAGUGUAAACGCAAAAUGUAAAAUGAUUAUUUUUCCGUGUAUGCGAUAGGAGUUGGUUGUGGAGAGUUUGAGGAGAUUUGGCUCAGCGCGAGCGGAAACAGAUAGGAAAGAGAUAGAAGAGUAGGAAGAAGGAAAAUUCAAAAAGUAAUAAAAACGCGCCGUGUUCAGACGUGUUUCAGUUUGCUAAAUAAAUUUCGUUUUAAUUAAUACAGUCCACUUGCUUUCCCAUCUUGAGUAUCCGAAGAACAAAGUGUCAAAAACAGAAAAUAUUCAAUUGUUUCAUUCAGAAUUUCUUGCCACAGAUUUAUUCAUUCUCAAUCUCCGAUCUCAAAACUUUCUUGGAUUGAGGUUUUCAGGCUCAAUGCUUCCAAUAAAGUGUCAAAACCAGGAAGUAUUCCAUUGUUUCAUUCAGAAUUCCUUGCUAAAGAUUUAUUCAUUCACAAUCUCCGAUCUCAAAACUUUCUUGGACUGAGGUUUUCAAGCUCAAUGCUUCCAAUAAAGUGUCAAAACCAGGAAACAUUCCAUUGUUUCAUUCAGAAUUCCUUGCCGCAGAUUCAUUCAUUCACAAUCUCCGAUUUCAAAACUUGUUUCAUUCAGAAUUCCUUGCCGCUGAUUCAUUCAUUCACAAUCCCCGAUCUCAAAACUUUCUUGGAUUGAGGUUUUCAAGCUCAAUGCUUCAAAUAGUGUCAAAAACAGAAAAUAUUCAGUUGUUUCAUUCAGAAUUCCUUGCCAAAGAUUCAUUCGUUCACAAUCUCCGUUCUCAAAACUUUCUUGGACUGAGGUUUUCAAGCUCAAUGCUUCCAACAAAGUGUCAAAACCAGGAAAUAUUCAAUUGUUUCAUUCAGAAUUUCUUGCCACAGAUUUAUUCAUUCUCAAUCUCCGAUCUCAAAACUUUCUUGGAUUGAGGGUUUCAAGCUCAAUGCUUCCAAUAAAGUGUCAAAACCAGGAAACAUUCCAUUGUUUCAUUUAGAAUUCCUUGCCGCAGAUUCAUUCAUUCACAACUCCGAUCUUAAAACUUUCUUGGAUUGAGGUUUUUAAGCUCAAUGCUUCCGAUAAAGUGUCAAAAACAGAAAAUAUCCAAUUGUUUCAUUCAGAAUUUCUUGCAACAGAUUUAUUCAUUCUCAAUCUCCGAUCUCAAAACUUUCUUGGAUUGAGGUUUUCAAGCUCGAUGCUUCCAACAAAGUGUCAAAACCAGGAAAUAUUCCAUUGUUUCAUUCAGAAUUCCUUGCCAAAGAUUUAUUCAUUCUCAAUCUCCGAUCUCAAAACUUUCUUGGAUUGAGGUUUUCAAGCUCAAUGCUUCCAAUAAAGUGUCAAAAACAGAAAAUAUCCAAUUGUUUCAUUCAGAAUUUCUUGCAACAGAUUUAUUCAUUCUCAAUCUCCGAUCUCAAAACUUUCUUGGAUUGAGGUUUUCAAGCUCAAUGCUUCCAAUAAAGUGUCAAAAACAGAAAAUAUUCAAUUGUUUCAUUCAGAAUUUCUUGCCAAAGAUUCAUUCAUUCUCAAUCUCCGAUCUCAAAACUUUCUUGGAUUGAGGUUUUCAAGCUCAAUGCUUCCAACAAAGUGUCAAAACCAGGAAAUAUUCCAUUGUUUCAUUCAGAAUUCCUUGCCAAAGAUUCAUUCAUUCGCAAUCUCUGAUCUUAAAACUUUCUUGGAUUGAGGUUUUUAAGCUCAAUGCUUCCAAUAAAGUGUCAAAAAACAGAAAAUAUUCAAUUGUUUCAUUCAGAAUUUCUUGCCAAAGAUUCAUUCAUUCUCAAUCUCCGAUCUCAAAACAUUCUUGGAUUGAGGUUUUCAAGCUCAAUGCUUCCAACAAAGUGUCAAAACCAGGAAAUAUUCCAUUGUUUCAUUCAGAAUUCCUUGCCAAAGAUUUAUACAUUCACAAUCUCCGAUCUCAAAACUUCCUUGGACUGAGGUUUUCAAGCUCAAUGCUUCCAAUAAAGUGUCAAAACCAGGAAAUAUUCAAUUGUUUCAUUCAGAAUUUCCUGCCACUGAUUUAUUCAUUCUCAAUCUCCGAUCUCAAAACUUUUUUGGAUUGAACUUUUCAAGCUCAAUGCUUCCAACAAAGUGUCAAAACCAGGAAAUAUUCCAUUGUUUCAUUCAGAAUUCCUUGCCAAAGAUUCAUUCAUUCACAAUCUCCGAUCUUAAAACUUUCUUGGAUUGAGGUUUUCAAGCUCAAUGCUUCCAACAAAGUGGCAAAACCAGGAAAUAUUCCAUUGUUUCAUUCAGAAUUCCUUGCCAAAGAUUUAUUCAUUCACAAUCUCCGAUCUCAAAACUUUCUUGGAUUGAGGUUUUCAAGCUCAAUGAUUCCAAUAAAGUGUCAACACCAGGAAACAUUCCAUUACUUCAUUCAGAAUUUCAUGCCACAGAUUUAUUCAUUCACAAUCUCCGAUCUCAAAACUUUCUUGGAUUGAGGUUUUCAAGCUCGAUGCUUCCAACAAAGUGUCAAAACCAGGAAAUAUUCCAUUGUUUCAUUCAGAAUUCCUUGCCAAAGAUUUAUUCAUUCACAAUCUCCGAUCUCAAAACUUUCUUGGACUGAGGUUUUCAAGCUCAAUGCUUCCAAUAAAGUGUCAAAACCAGGAAAUAUUCAAUUGUUUCAUUCAGAAUUUCUUGCUACUGAUUUAUUCAUUCUCAAUCUCCGAUCUCAAAACUUUCUUGGAUUGAAGUUUUCAAGCUCAAUGCUUCCAACAAAGUGUCAAAACCAGGAAUCCAUUGUUUCAUUCAGAAUUCCUUGCCAAAGAUUCAUUCAUUCACAAUCUCCGAUCUUAAAACUUUCUUGGAUUGAGGUUUUCAAGCUCAAUGCUUCCAACAAAGUGUCAAAACCAGGAAAUAUUCCAUUGUUUCAUUCAGAAUUCCUUGCCAAAGAUUCAUACAUUCACAAUCUCCGAUCUCAAAACUUUCUUGGAUUGAGGUUUUCAAGCUCAAUGCUUCCAACGAAGUGUCAAAACCAGGAAAUAUUCCAUUGUUUCAUUCAGAAUUCCUUGCCAAAGAUUCAUUCAUUCACAAUCUCCGAUCUUAAAACUUUCUUGGAUUGAGGUUUUCAAGCUCGAUGCUUCCAACAAAGUGUCAAAACCAGGAAAUAUUCCAUUGUUUCAUUCAGAAUUCCUUGCCAAAGAUUUAUUCAUUCACAAUCUCCGAUCUCAAAACUUUCUUGGAUUGAAGUUUUCAAGCUCAAUGCUUCCAACAAAGUGUCAAAACCAGGAAAUAUUCCAUUGUUUCAUUCAGAAUUCCUUGCCAAAGAUUCAUUCAUUCACAAUCUCCGAUCUUAAAACUUUCUUGGAUUGAGGUUUUUAAGCUCAAUGCUUCCAAUAAAGUGUCAAAAACAGAAAAUAUUCAAUUGCUUCAUUCAGAAUUUCUUGCCACAGAUUCAUUCAUUCUCAAUCUCCGAUCUCAAAACUUUCUUGGAUUGAGGUUUUCAAGCUCAAUGCUUCCAACAAAGUGUCAAAACCAGGAAAUAUUCCAUUGUUUCAUUCAGAAUUCCUUGCCAAAGAUUUAUACAUUCACAAUCUCCGAUCUCAAACCUUUCUUGGACUGAGGUUUUCAAGCUCAAUGCUUCCAAUAAAGUGUCAAAACCAGGAAAUAUUCAAUUGUUUCAUUCAGAAUUCCUUGCCAAAGAUUUAUUCAUUCACAAUCUCCGAUCUCAAAACUUUCUCGGAUUGAAGUUUUCAAGCUCAAUGCUUCCAACAAAGUGUCAAAACCAGGAAAUAUUCCAUUGUUUCAUUCAGAAUUCCUUGCCAAAGAUUCAUUCAUUCACAAUCUCCGAUCUCAAAACUUGGAUUGAGGUUUUCAAGCUCAAUGAUUCCAAUAAAGUGUCAAAUCCAGGAAACAUUCCAUUAUUUCAUUCAGAAUUUCUUGCCAAAGAUUUAUUCAUUCACAAUCUCCGAUCUCAAAACUUUCUUGGACUGAGGUUUUCAAGCUCAAUGCUUCCCAAAAAGCGUCAAAACCAGGAACACUCCACUGCUACAGUCACAGAAUUCCAUGCCAGCAGUCUGCCAAUUUACAAUCGUUUACAAAACCUUUAAUUUAAAAUGUCAGUUCCAUCAGUGCAUUAUGGCUAUUCAAUAAAUAGUUUGUGGAAGAAAACAAGAAUUUUAUAUCCGAACACCUACAUGUACAAAACACAUAGAAAACAACUGUGCGACAUCAAUGCAGCUUGUGGCCGGUUCCAACUCAUACAUUACACAAUCUAGGAAAUUUACAUCACGAAAAUAACAAACUCGCAGCUGCUCACGCUCCUGUAUAACCCCUGCGUACAGCACUGGUGUGAAAAAAAUCAUGUCAUAACUCGCACAGGCCCUCCGAAGUACCCUACGCUCAAAAACAAGCCAAAAAACGCCCAAGUGUAUAUUCGGCACAGAGCAAUUUGGAGCAAUUACGUACUUACCGGCUGCGCCAUUGUAGGAACAUCUUCAAUAAAAUAAAUAAAUAAAUAAAUAAAUUCCAAUCUUUAAGUUCGCUCUAUUUUCACUUUUUUUUUCUAUUUUUUCACAUUACACACAAUACGUCAGCUUCUCACUACAUCACUACAUUGGUAUGAUGAUACAUACGAAGCGACGACGAAAAGAGAAGCGAAGCCGAGCCAGACCGAACCGAAGCAAGUGCGAUGGAUUGAGCUGAGAAUGAAUAAAUCUGUGGCAAGAAAUUAUGAAUGAAACAAUUGAAUAUUUUCUGUUUUGACACUUUAUUGGAAGCAUUGAACUAAAAAACCUCAAUCCAUGAAAGUUUUGUGACAGAUGUAGUGAGAAGCUGACGUAUUGUGUGUAAUGUGAAAAAAUAGAAAAAAAGGUGAAAAUAGAGCGAACUUAAAGAUUGGAAUUUAUUUAUUUAUUUAUUUAUUUUUUUUGAAGAUGUUCCUACAGCUAUAUUUCAGGAACGACGCAAAUUACCUUGGGGAGUUGAGCUUUUUCGAUCGAAAAACGUCUGAUAAACACGAUGGAAUCAAAAAAUUUUAAAUCAAAAUAUACGUAGUUUGAGAAAAAUCGAUUUUUAGUUUUAAAAUUGAAAAAUAUGAUAUCUGGCAACACUGUAUCAAAAUAAUAAUAAUAUUUUUUCUGGAUUCCAUGAACAAUUUCCCUUAAAAAAGCCGAAGGUUAAAAAUGUGUAAGUGCAAUCGUUUCAAUGAUAAAAAUAAAAGAAAGAGAGGAUAAUUUUCAUAUCGGCCAAAACGAGGGGUGCUGCCACGGGCCGAGGGGUGAUCCGGCACCUAAAUUUGGAUUUUUUUUUCCAUCUAAACAAAUGUUUCAACCAAAUUUGGUUCAAAUCCGUGAUGGUCGGUUGCAAGUUUUCACAUUUUUUCGGUCACUUCAUAUGGAAUGACCCCUAUUACAUUUUAAAUAAUAAAUCACUUGCACCAACUAGGUGAGCUGCUCACUAUAUUAUUUCUGUAACGGUGGUAAUAUUUAAUAUAUGUAUUGUGUCAUCUCUUAAAACGUCCUAAUUUGCAUUGAAGAUUUCUAAUCUUUUAACCAUACG